Molecule: messenger RNA, 2115 nt
Organism: Penaeus indicus
Lineage: Eukaryota; Metazoa; Arthropoda; Malacostraca; Decapoda; Penaeidae
Exons: 9
Coding region: 138-1778 (546 amino acids)
Source: RefSeq, a predicted model, not a curated record
GUCAACACGAGCUCAGUCGCGCGCUGCUGCAGCAGACGAAACACAUUCGGGUUAACGUUGUUCAGGUUGUUGCUUUUGUGAGUGCAGGCGUGGAUUUAUUAUUUUCUUACUAGAUUCUCUAGCGAGUUCAGCGGAAGAUGGAAGCACCGAAUACGGUGAUGCCGGGAGCGGGACCCCCAUCCUCAGCCCCUCCCGCCUACCAAGGGCCCCCUCCGCCCUACACGGAAUACCCCGGCCAGCAGUUCGCUGGGGGGCCACCCGCAGGCGCCGCCCCUUACGGCCUCGGCUUCUGUGUUCCUCCUCCAGCGUCGCACCAGCAGCCUUAUCCCCCCGGAUACCCUGCGGCGCCCCAGCCCCAUCCAGGUGGCACUUCCCUGUACCCGGACAUAUCGCAGAUCCCGCAACCCCAGGCAGGUACUGUGCCGUACACGGGUGCAUGGCCUUACCAGAGUGCACUGCCUUACACGAGUUCAUUUGGUGCACCGCAUGGCCCCAUGCAUCGCUUGCCGCCUCCAUGGGGCAUGGUGCACGGUGUGCUGUCCCCCGUCGGUGAGCCCCCGCCCGCUGCAUGCAAACAAGCAGGCAAUGAGCGUGGUGUUCCUUUCCCCUUGCAUGGAUCGAAGGCUCCGUUUGCUCCCUCAGCUCCAGCGGAAGAAUCUCCGGCGGACGGCAGUCGUCCCCUCGACCCCGCCAACCGUAGUGCUGAUGGUAGGCUUCCCCCCCUUGUCCCUGCACACAGCUCAGGCAGUAGGCAUUUUUCGCUCGCCUCCCCGCACAGCAGCUGCCACCCGCAUCAGUCUGGUUUUCAGUAUGGUAAUGCAGAUCCUCACCAAUCCAGCUCUCAAGUUGUGUAUGGAUUUGGGCCGGCGAGUGCUGCCUCAGCCCAUGCCCCGCCCGCCCAGCCGACCCUGACGCCGACUCGACCCGCGCCGACACCGCCUGCCCACCACCACGCCCCUCCGAGGCCACAGCCACCGGCGGCCACGCCCCCCGAGUACUCGACGGUAGGACAGUUUCCGCAGGAUCCUGUGCUGAACGGCAGGGCGAGGUCCCCCCCACUGCGGGAGGGAGAGGCGCCCCCCUCGUGCGUCGUGGCGUGGCGGGGGGCGGCGGGACUCAAGCUUUACUUCAUACAGCAGGAAGGCCACGUCGUCUCGCCCCUCAAGCCUCUCUCGCUCACCGUCUUCAAGAGGAUUGGAGGAGCCACGCCGCCGGCAGGAGAUGAGAGCCUCGUCGGGAUGCUGGAAGUUCCGGGAGUCUGGAGGCUGAAGCUGAGGGCGAAACGAUGCUUCUGUUUGCACACCUUCCCUGACUCCUACGUUUUUCUCGAUGAGUCGACGAACCCGCACGAUGACGGUUGUCCCCCAACAGAGCGCGUGGUCGUGCUGCAGCUCCCGGAGGACGUGUCGACGACCAUGAUGGCGGACCUGCUGGCACUCCUGCGGGAGAUGACCGACUUGCGGGAGGAGCAGGAGGGUGUGGUCGACAAAAUCACUACCGGUGUCAGCACAGUGUACACGGACCUCACCAAGAAGAUCAACACAGCCGUGAAGGGAACUGCUCCGGGGGCGCACAAGAGCACCAAGUGGCUGAGGAAAGGCACGGGGUCAUUAGUGCGCAUGGGAGGAAGCCUCGUGUCGAAGGGGAUGCACCUCAUAGCCGACCAGGUGGCGCCGGGACACCCACAGGAGGAGGAAUCCGUCGUGCACUCGUACCUGGUUGACUCCCUGUCGACCUUCCGGAAGAAGCUGGAGGUGAACGAGAUCACGUACGUGUGAGGGCAGCCCCAGUUCAGGCGGACGUCUGGCGAGGCGCUCGGACGCAGCGCUGACGGAGGCGACGAAAGGUGCUGCGGUGCGCGCUUCUCCUGCAGUCGGGUUUGGCGGAGGGAGAGGGCGCUGCGGGGGCGAGCUGGGCGUUGAACAAGGAGGGAGUGGAAGGAUUGUGCCAUCGAGUCAACUAUUUAUUAUAUGCACUUUUAACAAGACUUAGGAUAUAUCCAGUAAAUCAAAACUUGGAAUGUAUUCAUUCAUAUGAAUGUCAUGGGACGUGUUUGAUUAUGAUUGAUUGUUUUUUUACAUUUGCACCUUGAUGUUGUUUAUAUAUAUAUAUAUA